AUGCUGCUGACGCUGGCCUCGGGGUCAGUCUUCUUUCCGGGGCUCUUCGCGCUCUCCACCUGGUGGCUGCGCCGCUCGCGGCCCGAAUGGACAGGCAGCGACUGCGUGAUGAUCAGCACCAGGCUGGUUUCUUCAGUGCAGGCUGUGCUGGCCACCGGGUCUGGGAUCACCAUUAUCCGCUCCUGCAAAAACGUGGUCACCGACAGGCACUGGCUUGCCCGAGAAUAUGUUUGGUUUUUGGUUCCAUACAUGAUCUAUGACUACUACGCCAUGUACCUCUGUGAAUGGUACAAAACCAAGGAUGAGAACCGCAGACACUCCCUCACCACUUUCCAAAACUUCCUAAGUCAUAACCGCCUUAUGAUCAUACACCACGCAGUCAUUCUGUGCGCCCUUGUGCCCGUUGCCCAGAAGCUUAGGGGAGACCUGGGGGACUUCUUUGUUGGCUGCAUCUUCACAGCGGAACUGAGUACACCGUUUGUGUCACUGGGCAGAGUUCUGAUCCAGCUAAAGCAGCAGCACACCCUUCUGUACAAGGUGAAUGGAAUCCUCACUCUGACCACCUUCUUUUCCUGUCGGAUCCUUCUUUUCCCCUUCAUGUACUGGUCCUAUGGCCAACAGCAGGGACUAAGACUGUUCCAAGUGCCAUUCCAUAUCCCUUUCUACUGCAAUGUGGCCAAUGCCAUUCUCAUCGCUCCUCAAAUCUACUGGUUCUCGCUGCUUUGCAGGAAGGCAGCUCGGCUCUUUGACGCUCCCCAAGCCAAAAAGGAUGGUUAA
This is a messenger RNA of Orycteropus afer afer, 777 nucleotides long. RefSeq names its product TLC domain containing 3A (gene TLCD3A). The record is from RefSeq and is a predicted model, not a curated record. The transcript is spliced from 5 exons. Bases 1 to 777 code for a protein of 258 amino acids. Lineage: Eukaryota; Metazoa; Chordata; Mammalia; Tubulidentata; Orycteropodidae. Gene Ontology annotation, biological process: lipid homeostasis. Gene Ontology annotation, cellular component: endoplasmic reticulum; membrane.